CACUACUGAAUACUACAGCUUUUUGGGCUAAACGAAAUUCCCCGCCUCCUCUAGAGAGAAGAGAAAAGCAGACUUCACUCGAGGAUGUUGAGAUGGUCAGCAGAUGCAAGAAGACCGAGCAUCUAGACUCUUCACAUACAUGUUUUAAUAACAUUCCUCUUCCCGGGUUGGUCUUAAAGUCUUCCAACCGAUCCUGCGGGAGCGCACGCAUCCGAAACAGGCUUUUGCAUCGGGAAUCGGAUGCGUAAUGGUGAUCUCCAGAGGACACUGACCACCCGAGAACCGUUUCGAUUCGCUUUUGCAUUUUAAAACAAACAGCAACAAAAAUGCAGGUCGCUCUGUUGGUCUCCGUGGUUUUUAUUAUCGUCAAAGCUGCUCUCGCGGACACCAAACUGAAGUGUCCGGAGCGCUGCGACGUGAGUAAGUGCCCGAGCCCGAGCUGCCCCAGCGGCUACGUGCCCGACCGCUGUAACUGCUGCCUGGUGUGCGCGCAGGGAGAGGGAGAGGCGUGCGGACGCAAGGACGAUCUGCCCUGCGGGGACGGCCUGGAGUGCAAGCACCCGUCUGGAAAGAGGCUGUCGAAGGGCGUGUGUCAGUGCAGGUACAGCAGUAAAGUGUGCGGCAGCGACGGGAACACGUACGGUAACAUCUGCCAGCUGAAGGCCGUGAGCAGGAAAGCGCUGCAGCAGGGUCUGCCCGCGGUCACCAACCAGCACAAAGGACCCUGCGAGAGCAAUCAAGGUCCUACACACCCCAGCAGCCCAAGGUACAAAUUCAACUUCAUUGCUGACGUGGUGGAGAAGAUCGCCCCUGCUGUGGUGCACAUCGAGCUGUUCUUGAACCACCCCCUCUUUGGCCGGACGGUUCCCCUGUCAAGUGGUUCUGGUUUUGUAAUGUCAGAGACCGGACUGAUCGUGACUAAUGCUCACGUGGUGUCCAGCACCACACCUGUUUCCGGUCAUCAGCGGCUCAAAGUCCAGAUGCGCGGUGGAGACGUGUACGAGGCCACUAUCAAAGACAUCGACAAGAAGUCUGACAUCGCCACCAUCAAAAUCAACACGCAGAAAAAGUUGCCUGUUUUACUGCUGGGUCACUCGGCGGACCUGCGGCCGGGUGAGUUUGUGGUUGCUAUCGGCAGCCCGUUUGCCCUGCAGAACACAGUGACGACAGGAAUAGUCAGCACCGCUCAGAGAGAUGGGAAAGAACUGGGUCUCCGUGACUCAGACAUGGACUACAUCCAGACUGACGCCAUCAUCAACUACGGGAACUCAGGUGGACCGCUCGUUAAUUUGGAUGGGGAGGUGAUCGGAAUCAACACCCUGAAAGUAGCUGCUGGAAUCUCCUUUGCCAUUCCUUCAGACAGAAUUACUCGCUUCUUGAAUGAUUCAUUGGGAAAGCAGAACAAAGAGCCAAGAUCAGUGAAGAAGCGUUUCAUUGGAAUCCGAAUGCUCACCAUCACAGAAACACUGGUGGAAGAGCUGAGGCAGCAGAAUCCUGAUUUUCCCGAUGUCAGCAGCGGGAUCUACGUCCACGAGGUGGUUCCUCACUCCCCUGCUCAGAAAGGGGGCAUCAGAGACGGUGACAUCAUCGUCAAGUUAAACGGAGAGCCCCUGAUGAACACCAGUGACCUGAAGGAAGCGCUCAACCAGGACACGACUCUGCUGCUGGAGGUGCGCAGAGGCAACGACGACCUGCUCUUCAACAUCGAGCCUGACGUCAUCAUGCAGUGAUCUCAUCAUCUGUGUGAAAUGUGAACCAUCGGACUUUACCUGAAGACAUUGGUUUCAUCAUAUCAGUCACGCGCUGUCAUGGCCAAAGGGAUCCUUCUACUGAGAGGAAUCUAACCUUGAGCUUUUGCAAUCUUGGGUCAGGUCUGCCUGAGAGAUUUUAUAUGAAAGGCAUUUCAUAGCAGCACACUCUCUUUGAAGCAGGUUUGAAGCCGGGAAUGAUUUUCUUCAUAUGAAAACUUGCAGUACUGUAUUUUGUAGGAGAAGACAAAACUGGUGAUAUUUUAUAGCCAAUCAACAAUGAAUUCACAAUGAUAUGCUGAGCAAAUUUCAUUAAGAUUUAAAAUUUCACAAGAAAUGUGUCAACAUUCAUUGCUGAAACUUCAUUGUGGCACCAGUGGCAAGAAUCAAUUGCUGUGCAAGGUUUUUUUUUUUAAUAUAUUUUAUAUAAUUUGUGCAGAAUGACUGUCAUGAUGAACUGCAUUUUUAUGGUCAUUUUGUCCGAUCAAAUGUUGUGUGCUCUUUAUAUACAGAUAUCAGAGUGCGACGUUCAUGUAAUCUGUUUAUCAGUCUGUAUAUGCUCGUGUUCCUGUUUGUCUAAAAUGUCUACAGUAUAGUACAUGUCUUAAUUACGGUGUCUUCAAAUACGCCCCUAUAAUUUCUGGUUCUCUUCAGCUGGAUCUAUGAACGUUGGACCUAUGAAAUAAAACUUUCUCAGAAAAGGAUCAUA
Molecule: messenger RNA, 2457 nt
Organism: Puntigrus tetrazona (Sumatra barb)
Lineage: Eukaryota; Metazoa; Chordata; Actinopteri; Cypriniformes; Cyprinidae
Gene: htra3b
Product: HtrA serine peptidase 3b
Exons: 9
Coding region: 327-1730 (467 amino acids)
Biological process (GO): proteolysis
Cellular component (GO): extracellular region
Molecular function (GO): serine-type endopeptidase activity; protein binding
Source: RefSeq, a predicted model, not a curated record